Leptosomus discolor (cuckoo roller) is the source of this 750-nucleotide messenger RNA. The record is from RefSeq and is a predicted model, not a curated record. Lineage: Eukaryota; Metazoa; Chordata; Aves; Leptosomiformes; Leptosomidae.
UCCUUUAAGCAAAGCAAAUCGGCUGUGAGAUUGAAGGAGGACAUGAAAAAGAUAGCUGCACUUCCACUGAGCAAGCAGAGGGACACAACCUGUCCAAAGGUGUUUGGUGUGAGUCUUCUGGAGCUCCAGCAGCAGGGACUGAGCAAGAACGGCAUCCCAAUAGUUGUGUGGAAUAUAGUCGAGUACCUCAGCCAGCAUGGUAUGACGCAGGAAGGCCUCUUCAGGGUGAACGGCAGCAUGAAAAUGGUAGAACAGUUGCGUCUGCAAUACGAGCGUGGAGAAGAGGUGGAACUUGUUAAAGAUGGUGAUGUGUACUCAGCAGCCAGUCUGUUGAAAUUAUUUUUGAGAGAGUUGCCGGAUGGGAUUAUCACGUCUGCCUUACAUCCCAGGUUCAUUCAGCUUUACCAGGACACUAGAGAUGACGUGCAGAAGGAACAUAACUUGAAAGAACUCCUUAAAGAACUGCCUGAUGUUCAUUACUGCCUGCUGAAGUAUCUGUGCCAGUUCCUGAUAAAGGUUGCUGAACAUCAUGUAGAGAACAAGAUGAACCUUUGCAAUCUUGCCACUGUAUUUGGACCAAACUGCUUUCAUGUGCCAUCUGGAUUUGAAGGUAUAAAAGAACAGGAGAUCUGCAACAAGAUAAUGACAAAAAUGCUGGAAAAUUACAACACCUUGUUUGAAUUGGAAGGUUUGAAGAAGGAUGAAGAAAAGCCUGUUUGUGAAGAGCUAGCAAGAAUUAUUUUGGUAAAA